AGUUUGUGUGAAGUCAAAUCAGCCUACUGUCAUGCAAGCAACAAAGAGGAAGAGAGAUGUGGCUGAAGACUCAGAUGAAGAAGGUAAUGUUAAUUGUUGUUAGAAAAUAAGUUCACUUAUAGUUGUGAGUGGAAAUGUGAUCUCUGUACGUAAGGCUGAAAAAGAAGACCAACUUUAAUCAUACCGUCUUUUUUGGGGUUGUGGAGGAUGGAGGGGGGGUGGUGUUUGAACUUGGAAGAACCUGAGAGGGGGGGGGGGCAAAUUUUGUUUGGGUAAUACAUACAAGGAUGGGGGCUGGUUUACUUGUAACUGCCUUUCAACAUGGGCAUGUUUUAACUGAACCACUCACACAACACAUUGUUAUUAUAAUAUUAUUAUUAACUCAUUUUUAAUCAUUUUUUCCUCCUCUGAUCAGAAUCCAAAAUUUUAAAAUCUUCAGGAGAUACACCCAACAGUUCAGAGGGCAGUGAUGGUAACACUCACCAGAUUACCACUGGUCUCCUGUCUAUUUCAUCAAAGAAUACUGCAAGCAACACAAAGAACCAAAGAACUACAUCGAAAAGAAAGAGAAAGAAGAAAAGAAAGAGAGAAAGAAAGGAAAGGACUCUAAAAGAAUGCAUUAGGGACCCUCCAGAGCUCAACAAAGUUCUCCCAUCCUUGGCUGACAUUAAGGCAAUAACCAGACCUUCAAAACAUGCUGAUCUUCCUGUUGAUGUUUUGUUACUGACAGUGAAGAAUUGUGAAUUUGUAGCUUGUUUCAGUGAGCUAAAAAACCCCUAUAGAUGUUGGUUUGAUGGUCUUGGCCACGUUUACUUUUCUGAUGUGGAUGGAAGUCAAGAUAAAGUUAAAGUUGCAUUAUUUAAAUGUUAUGAGAACAGUAGUCGUCCUGGUGGUUCUCUCGUCUCUGUUAAGAAUGCUGCCACUCUGCUUAGGCCUAAAGCAGUCAUAUCUGUUGGUGUAUGUAGUGGUCUUCACCCUGAGAAAUCCAAGUUAGGAGAUGUUGUUGUUUCUGCCAAAUUAACAACAUAUGCAUCCAAAGUGGUGAUCGAUAAUCAAGAACAUUCAACUGGCAUGAGAAAUUAUGUGAGCAAACGUUUCCUGAAUGUCAUUAAGAAUUGUGCUGAUGGCUGGAAAGCACCUUUGAAGAAUGUUGCUAAUGCUCAACAAGAAGUUCAAGUACAUACUGCUGCUGAGUUUCUGAGUGGACCAGAAGAAGUCAUUUCUGGACAGCGACGUGAUCAACUUGCCGAAACCAAUCCUCAGGCAAUAGCAAUGGAAAACGAAGGGGAAGGUAAGUUAACUGUUGUUUUUGUUUGUCAUUACAACAUAAUAAUUAUACGUAAGUACACUGUACAUGUUUGAUUAUUGCAAGUCUUGCCUGACCCUCUGGAAAAAUUAUUUCUUAUAAACCAUCCCCUACCCUUUAAAAUUUUUGGCAUUUUAAUCCUCCUCCCUCUCCCCCACGGAAAUUCCAUUGAUUAUCCGUGGAGAAGUUAUGGAUAUUUUUUGGAAAGACAUAUUCCAUUUAUAGGUUAUGGCUCACCUUUAUACUUUGUUUAAAUUUUAUUUUUCUUUGUCCGAAACUCAUUAUCAUACAUCACCAUACUCCAAAAUAAUGGAAAAUAAAAUACAGACCAAGGACAAAAUAAUAAUUAUUGAACCACAACGUAUACAAAGUUAACUGAAACCUUCCAUAAAAGGUAAAUCUUUUUUUCCUUAACUUUCUUCAUGAAUCAGCAUGAUUUGGGUUUAAAGAAUGGUAAUGACAUUAAAAUUUAGAGCUUUACUUGAGGUGGAAAGAAAGCAUAAAAUAUUAAAUAAAUUCAACACCUUGCUGGCCAGGAGCCUUUUGUAUGAGGUUGAUUCUUGAAUUACCCCACAGGGGACUUUAGGAAUUUAAAACUUCUCUGUCAAGGUCAUGCCAUUAUUUUUGUAAAACAUUGCUGAUGCUUGUAAAAUGUUCUGCUCCUUACCCCACCCUCCCUUUAGUAAGUUAUUACGUUAAUUAUGCGACCCUAAUGUUCCACUGGUAAGCAGUGAGAUGGCGCCAGUGUGGAUGCCACUCAAAGGGUUGUCAAGGUUAUGUGCUGCACUUGGUAGCAUUUUGGGUCCACAAGCCUUGCAGGCACCUCGCCAUCACUCAUCUUUGAGUUUUGAUAUUACACAUUACAGACCUUUUAAGCAAAAAUGGCUGCUGUUAUUUUUCCAUACUCUGAAAAUUUGUUCAGUUCUUGGUUUAUAGUCUGUGUAGUUGUGAUUGAUUUAAACUGAUUUAAAUUUAAGAGAUUUCUAUGGGAAAAAACCACCCUAGCCCACUGUACCUUACAUUUCUUUAAGGUAACUUCUCAUAGAAUAGGAGUAUACAUGUACCCUUAAAACUUGAUAAACUUUAAUCUUAACUUUACUUUAACUUGAUGCGUAAUGUAAAUAGUUUAAUUCUAUUGGUACGUUUUUAGAGGUGUGCUAAAGCAAUAGCAGCUGAAUGAUGUCUCUGAGGUCCACACAAUUUUUUUUGUGCACGUACACAGGACUGUCUUAAAACUAAUGUACUGUUUGUUUUGUUUUCCUACAGGAGUAUUUGCAGCAGCAUUUGAUUGUGAAAUUGAGUGGUUAAUUGUGAAAGGAAUAGCUGAUUAUGCAAAUGGCUCUCAGUUGGCUUCUGAGAAUUGGUCUUCCUGUGCAAGUGUGAUGGCCGCUUCUCUUGUUGCACACAUUUUGAAUGAACCCUGUGCUUUUUAUUCAUGGCCUCAUUAUCAAGGUAAUCAUAAUUUCUCAUAGAGGGCAUAUGAUUUAUUGAAUCCAUUGGUGGGUAACUUAGUACAGUCACAGAUAAGCUACAUGGUAUAAAUUAUAUACAAUUUCGGUACACACAUGUAUUAUCCCAAAUAUAGGUGUGCAAUACACACCACUUGUUCAAAUUGUGUAAGUUAAGAUUCAAGUUGCGCAAGUCAUAUGAGUGAUAGGAAUUGUCAAACAAUGUCUUCCAUUUGUGUGAUUGGUUCACAUAGUGACUGUGUUCCCUUAGUAUUGGACAAGCCCGGAUUUUGUUUAAGGUGGAGAUAAACCAAUAUUUCAACAAACCACAUGGUACGCCCACAACCCAUGUUUCUUGUCAGUAAUCCGCAUAUCUUGAUUUAUCACUUGCUUUAUCAUCUUUUUUUUUUUAAUAUUCUGUUUAAGAUUUUUAUCUCGAUAUCAUGUUUUAUCUAUUCCUGUGAUAGUUUUAAAAUGUUGUUAGCAGAGAGUUUAAUGAAGGAGGAUAAAAACGCUAACCCCGAUUUGAACGAUUUUGAUGUCAUCAUGAUAUAUCAAUCAGUUAUUUUGUCUGUUUUUCUUUGUUAAAUUUUAAAAUUACUUGACUAAGAUUUGAGAUUGUUAGGCGCGGUUCAGACGCCCAACUUUUCAUGAGCCGAACCUAAUUCGAAUUAAGGCCGACCCAGAUUAUUUAGACCAGCUGAAUUGAUUCAGACGCCGAUCUUAAUUGCAGCUGAACUAAGUUCAAAAGAUAAAAAAUGCUCAUUUCGGUCAAACUGCUUACAAAAUACUUUAUAAUGAUUUAUGCAUUAGGUUCGGUACAUGAAAAGUUCGGCGUCUGAAUUAAAGCGGUUUCAAAGUCGCUCCAUAGGCGAAAAGAACGGCUGAGCCGUUCCAAAUUGAAACAGGCGUUCCUAAUUGAUUCAGACGCCGAACUUUUCAUGUACUUAAUUCAAUGUAUUAGGUUCGGCUCAUGAAAAGUUCGGCGUCUGAACCGGGCCUUACUGGUUCAUAUGACUUACUCUUCUGAAAUAUACUUUUCCAUGCUAUUCUCAUUGAUGGUGAUAUUUUGAUAUUUUAGUUAACCACUUUUUCAAGUAAAUAGUAAUAAUUGAUUGUUCUCCGGCAGGGCUGCAGCAACAUGAGUAUAAGGACGGUCCAACCGAAAGGCGACCAUCAACAUCUUCAUUCAGCAACGCUUCACACGAUUCGUCAUUCAACCGCACUCAAACUAACGAACGAAAAUUAGCUCCUUCCAUCAUCGAAGAUAUGAAGAAACAUGUACGAGAAGUCACUGAACAGCCUUACGGAGAUCUUAAAUCACCUUUUCAUAAUCCAGGUGAAGGACCCAGAAGAGAUCUGAAGCUUGACGAAAUGUUCACCAAUCUAAUUAUUUAUGAGGGGAGAGUUAAGUAUAACUUUUCUGGAGACAGAAUGAAACAACUACAAGAGUACCACAAAGCCAAUGAAAAUUUGCGACCAACGCGUCCAGGAGAUAUUUUUGGUGCUAAAAAACGGAAGAUUCUUGUUGUUGGUCGUCCUGGAAUUGGAAAAACCAUGUUCAGCACAAAGAUUCUUCACGACUGGGCGUCCGACACCUUGUUUAACAAAACACAAAAAUCGCAAAUAGAUUUUAAAGUUGCCUUCCUCGUUAAGCUGAGGAUGUUUAACUCUAGAAACAAAGAACUAAAUCUUCGCGAGCUUCUGGAUCACUCAGAAUAUUCAUCACGGGCUCUUUCCGAAGAGAUCUGGAACUACAUUCGUCACAACCCAAAGCGAGUACUGGUGAUUUUUGAUGGAUUUGACGAGUAUUCUUAUAGGACUGAAAUCAGUAAAGAUGACGUUCCGUACAGAAACAAUGAAGAAGACAAGAUGCCUGUCCAUAUCCUGCUGAAGAAAAUAGUAACGGGAAAAAUUCUUACCGGCGCGACAGUCUUAAUGACUACAAGACCCAAUGCCGUGUCAUGUGUCAGAAGUCUUAACUUUAACAGAGCAGUUGAAAUUCUGGGAUUCACAACUGAGCAAGUGAAUGACUAUGUACGGAAGUUUACAAAGCUGGAAGACAAAGCAGAAACCAUAAGGCGACACAUCACCAGUAACUUAAACCUUCUAGCCUUCUGCUACAUUCCUGUAAAUUGUUUCAUCAUUUGUUCAUGCUUGUUAGAGUUGCUUGUCAACACUAGCUUAACCAGCCUCCACUACCUCCCAACAAGACUUACAGAAAUAUACUCCAUUGCAAUAAAGAUGUUUUACUUUAGUUACGAUGAUGGUCAGUAUCGCCACAAUAAAACUGAAGGACAACAGUUCUUUCUAAAACCAUUUAAGGAACUGCCCUCCUCUGUGCAAAAGGAGUUCACACGUCUGGGAAAAAUUGCUUUUAAUGGCAUUCAAGAGGGAAGAUUAAUUUUUGAAUCGCAUGAGGUUAACAGCCUAGAGAGUAAUGGCCUGUUUCACCGUUUACCUGAUACUAAAGACCAUCCUUUAGCAGAUGGAAGAGAACAAUAUUGCUUUUUACACCUGACCUUACAGGAGUUCUUAGCGGCGAAGUAUUUGGUAGACACGUUGAGUUCCGAACAACUGCGGGAUUUUGUUUCCGCUCACAUCCAAGAUGGCGCGUGGAAGGUUGUGAUGCAGUUUGUGGCUGGACUGCUGGCUGAAAAAGAAGGACAGUCAACAGAUAUUUUCAGCAACCUUCUUCCCUCAAACACUUUUCCUCAUUCAGUUAAAAUCAAGAUGAAUGAAGACUCAGAGGAACGAACUGAAAUACUGACCCGGUGGCCAGCUGCUGAACACGUGUUAUUAGGGGUGACGCUAUUCAAUUGCAUGUAUGAGAACAAAGCCUCUGAUCGAGAAGUUCAAAAGAAACUGGAGAAAAUUGGUUGUAAUGUGCUUGAUUUUAGUGGGUGUAACCUGUCACCUCUCGACUGUUUAGCAUUAGUGCAUGCACUUAAAUCUGUUGAAGGAAUUUUGGAUUUUGAUUUAAGCUUCAACAACCUUCAGUCGCUAGGAUGUAUUGAGAUUGCGAAGUUGUUACCUGGCAACCAACACAAUCAGGGUUUUUGCGAACUAAAAAGAUUAAACCUCGCGGAUAACAACAUAACUGAUGAAGGAGUAAAACAUUUAUCCACAGCACUCACAAACACUAACUGCACACUAAACAGCUUAAACCUCAAGGGUAACGACAUAACUGAUGAAGGAGUAAAACAUUUAUCCACAGCACUCACAAACACUAAUUGCACACUAAACAGCUUAUACCUCGGGGCUAACAACAUAACUGAUGAAGGAGUAAAACAUUUAUCCACAGCACUCACAAACACUAACUGCACACUAAACAGCUUAAACCUCGAGUUUAACGACAUAACUGAUGAAGGAGUAAAACAUUUAUCCACAGCACUCACAAACACUAACUGCACACUAAACAGCUUAAUCCUCUAUACUAACAACAUAACUGAUGAAGGAGUAAAACAUUUAUCCACAGCACUCACAAACACUAACUGCACACUAAACAGCUUAAACCUCGAGGAUAACAACAUAACUGAUGUAGGAGUAAAACAUUUAUCCACAACACUCACACACACUAACUGCACACUAAACAGCUUAAACCUCUAUGCUAACAACAUAACUGAUGAAGGAGUAAAACAUUUAUGUACAGCACUCACACACACAAACUGCAAACUAAACAGCUUAUACCUAGAGGAUAAUCGAAUAACCCAGGAAGGUAAAGAUCUCCUAAACUCAUUGAACAUAAACUGUAAAGUAAGUUUCUAA
Molecule: messenger RNA, 6522 nt
Organism: Porites lobata
Lineage: Eukaryota; Metazoa; Cnidaria; Anthozoa; Scleractinia; Poritidae
Source: the annotation of a GenBank genome assembly